This is a messenger RNA of Penicillium chermesinum, 495 nucleotides long. RefSeq lists its product as uncharacterized. The record is from RefSeq and is a predicted model, not a curated record. NCBI's taxonomy places the organism in Eukaryota, Fungi, Ascomycota, Eurotiomycetes, Eurotiales, Aspergillaceae. The transcript has a single exon. The coding region runs from base 1 to 495 and encodes 164 amino acids.
AUGAUGGCUCAACACCCUCUGCCCACCCUCGUCCCGAUGCUAAUAGACCCAGAGUUGAUGAAGGGCGAUGAACCAACCAGGCAAGCUACAGCGGUCCUAGAGCAGUUUAAUGCUGCGGUGGCGUCUGGGGAUGUUGAGGCGCUGAAGAGUUGUUUUUAUGCCGAUCAGGCGUACUGGAAGGACUCAUUGGCUCUGACUUACCAUUUGCGGACUUUUCUCGGGCCAAACGUUAUUGCUGCCGCAUUUCUUCAGACAAAAGUCCUGCGAGGUCUCCCCCAGGGUCUCCAAGUGGACGGUGGGGCCGUCUUUCUGCCUGCUACCCCAGUCCUUGUAAGUGCAGCAAGAUUCUCACGAACUUCUGGCCGGCCUACGAAGCAUGGGCUGAUGCGAAAUCCCGAAGCAAUUUAUCGAUUGUCCUAUCAAGUUCCAAACAGAAUCCCCGGCUGCCACGUGCAGCGGAAAGAUCUUGCUUUUACCUGUACAGGAGAAUGGUAG